CUUACAGUGCUCACUGCUGCCCAGUUUCCAACCCAUGGGGGAGCCCGGCCAGCCAUGUCAUGGCUCCGCAGGCUGGAUUUGGCUGUCAGGCCAGAGGCUGAGCACCCUUGAACUACAGUAUAUAUAAAGUUUUAAAAAACCCAACCAACUAGGCAAAAAAAAAUGUCAAAAGAUACUGUAUCUUUAGUCCUUCUGCGGUCAUUAUAGUUAGAUGUGCAUCUCUUAUUCAGGUUCAUUAAACAAAAUGUAGCCUCCUGGAGUGUUUUAACAGUGCCUCCACUACUUCACUGUCAAUCUUUUCUGCACCUGAAUUAAUAUGACCGCACAUGUUUGUCAUUAGAGCUGAAAACAAUCUGCAGAGCAGUGGCAUGGAAUAGAAACCUUCCCAGGACUGGCCAACAGGACAGCAACAGGAUUGCAGAAGAAAGCAUAGUUUGAAUAGGAAAACGUCAAGAUUUAGAGGGUGGUUAACUCCUGUAGAGUGGAGAGAGAUUAACAGGAAUCAGAGAGAGAAGAAUUAAAAACAUAGGGACUGCCAUUUAGUGGGUCAGACCAUAGGUCCAGACUUGCCCAGUAUCCGGUGUCACACAGUAGCAGUGAUGACAAAUGAGAAGCAGUACUGCCUGAAUAGAAAUGUCACUGCCCCUCCCAGGCAGUUAGUUUUAAAGCUUGGGUACAGCAGGAACCAAAGAAGGGUCCAGGUGCACCACUGUGCCCCUUCUGGAUCCACCCUGAGGCUGGAGUUUCCCUUUCUCAGUGUAGAUGGUACAGGAGACCCUUCCCUCCCACAUCCUCCUGCCUGCCUCCUCAACAGCUGCUCCUUGCCCCUUGCUACUUUCCCACAGUGCAUGCUGGAUCCUGCGGGCUGGGGCAUCAGGGAGUGCCGCACCAUGUUAGCACCACUAGAUGCACAAAUAUCAAUCGCAAGAUAAACACAGAGAUUUCAAAUAGGAUUCCAGAGUGUCAAAACCACUGGCCCUGCAGUGCUCUUUCUGGAUUCUUUACAACAGACAAAUAGUUCUAGUAUUUUUCUGUGGUUAAAAAUUGAGUGAAAACUAAGAGCCAUCAUUUUCCAAUGAGUUUCUUAUGGGCAGAUCUAAAAUUUUGAAAAAGGAGAUGCAGGUGGUGAAAUGCACCAUCACAUAUGAAACAACACAUUUUUCUCCAGUUAAAAAUGAACUAGGAGUUGUACUCAUAUGCUAGGAGCCUAGGGCUGUAUUGAAGCAAAACAAUAUGUAACUUAAUUAGAAUGAGCUAAAAACAGUUUGUAGGGCUGUGAUAUAGGAGCAUCAUUACCCAAAACGGCUAACAGAUAGCAGAACUGCAGAACAAAGGAUAGCUUGACUGGGGAACAUCAAGACCAUUAAAAAGGAGACAGUCAUUAACACCUGUGAAAUGAAGAGUUUAGAAGGGAUGGGGUAGUAGACUAUAAUGAGCCAUGAAGUCAGUUGACUCUCUUAGCACUGUCUGACUAGAAAUGUUACUGCUACUUCCAGGCACUUGGCUUUAAACUUUGGGUGAACCAAGAAUCAAAGGGGGAUGCAACUAUAUCAUUGUACCUCCCCCUGGAUCCAUUGAUAGAUAAUGCAUAAGUGUUGACAGUGGGGGGCCAGAACUUCACACUGUUGUUGCGGCCCCCUCUGUUACCAGGUGCUGGCUCCAUUUGGGUUGCCGGCUUGCACCCUAUGCCCUGUUGUAGAGGCAGAAAUCACACCCCCACCCUGUUGCUCCCAGGCCCUGGUUCCAUCCAGGCUACAGCCUUGCACCUCGCUGUUGGUGCAGAAAUCUAGGGGGGCAUAUGCCCCGUCAUGCCCCACCCAUGCGUUGCCUAUAGAUCCACCCCUCUGGCACCUUGAGUCUAAAAAAGUCAAGAAACCACGGCUUUACUAAGAGCUAUCUGAUGUCUGUUGAAUCCUUUCUCCCAGAGGAGAGGAUGGGGGUUUUCUUGUACCUUGCGCAAUCACGUAAGCAGCAAUUCCAAACAGGAGCUAGAAGUGAUCCCCAAAACUCAUGAGACUUUAAAAAAUAUAUAACAUUAUAUAUUUUCUUUCUUUAAUUUUCCAUCUACUGCCCUCUGGAUGUUGAUCCUCUAGGAUUCGUAUUACAAGAUUUCUUAACAAACACAAGGGCUAAGAACUUCAUUUUAAUAACUACAAAAAUCCAAGAGUUUCAGGAAAUAUCACAGCUGGACUUCAAGCAAAACAGUACUUACAAGAUUUGUGAUAAAGCAAUCAGAGUUGUCCAUGCUAUACACCUGGGUGAUUCUCAAUCAGAGUGCUGUGAGAUCCUUUUUAAGGGUGCCAUGGCGUGCUGUACAACUGUUGGUUGUGCAAAUACUUAUAUGUGAUUCACAAGAUAAGCCUAGAGAUUUCAAAACGGAGUCCAUGGUGUCAAAAACAUUCUGACCUGUUUCGGUGUUUCUUUGCAACAGAAGAAUUGCUUUUUUAUUUUUCGAUGGUCGAGAAAUGAGUGAAAGCUAAGACCUGGCAUUUUCUGAGGGAUGCCUUGAGUCUAAGAAGGUUGAGAACCAUUGACUUAUGCAGAGAGUGCAGAACUCAAGUCAAAUAUAAAAUAAGUAAAAAAAAAAUUCCACUUUUGGUAGCAUUUUCUAGGCCUUUCUUUUAACAAACUAACCAUGACAUCCAGGAAGACUUGCCAAUUCAUUCCCAUCCAUCUGUUUGAAAUAAAAGUUGACCUAAUUUACUCUUUUUAAAAAUAUAUAGUAUGUUAAUUUAAUGCUGGACAAAGGAACUUUAUUGACUGACAGCCCUGGAGAAUUAAAUCUUCUGCAUACUCCCUGAAGAUACAGCUUGGGCAGUGGCAGUACAUACAUCUCGCACACUGCACUUUUGAUACAUCUCAACUAUGAAUCACCUUGCAUGCAACCAUGAAGGACAUAGGAAGCCCCUCACACCCAUCCCAUCCUUGUUUUUUUCUUUUUAAACUCAUAGCAAAGAGUCCACUUACUGCCAUUGUUUAUGCUGCUUUUUGUGAUGGGUAAGAUGCAUAGACACUGCCUUUGGUUUUUGCUGGUGGGUGGUUUAUUUUUUUGUGUUCCCAUGCUGAGCCCCAUGCAUGUCCAGAAGAGGCAGUUCAUUACUUCAACCUGUCUUGCCCGAUGUGGCUUGUGGGUGCUAAGCACCCACUAAUUUUUUCCAUGGGUGCUUGAUCCCUGAAGCACCCACAGAGUUGGCACCUAUGGUAAAAGGUCCUAAGAGAAACUGGAUUGGGACCACCAAUACAGAAGCCAUUAAGCAGUCAUAUGAUUUUCACUCAUGACCGAUGUUAAUACUGUACUGAGCUCUUGCAUGUUCUUGCAUGAAUUUUUUAAAGUCACUGCAGCUCACCACAGAAGCAUAGGGCCACACUUCAGGGUGAUGGUUGAGCACUCUAGCUGAAGACUAGAACUGAUUAUUAGCAUCCAUCAGUUUCCAAACUUUUCAGCCAUCCAGUCCCUUCCAAUUUCUCUAUUUCCUUUGGCCGAUCACUGGAAGAGGAGAAGUAAGCUGUUGUGACUCAGCUCUUUGGGCGGGUGGGUCUAUCUAGUGUUUGACAAAGAUAAUGCCCCCUACUACAUCCUCCCUUUUUCUGGGACUUUCACUAGCUUUUUUUUCUUAAACACAUGCAAAAAGAAAAGUAAACAUAGUUCCUAGGGUGCUGUGCAAAGAAACAACUGUAAAGACAGAAGCCAUGACAGAAAAUGACAAGCACACAAAAGUGGAGCAAUAUGUUGGGGAAAUUAAAGGAGGGUUGAAACCAGCCAUGAAAAUCACUAUCAUCGGGGCCAUAAGUUCCAGGCCCAAGAGCUUUUCAGUGACUCUGCUCUCUGACCCUAUGGAUAUAAGCAAGGAUGUCGGGCUGUUGUUUGCAGUCAAUUUUAGUGAUAAGUCUAUCACUCGGAAUGCACGGACUGCUGGGAAAUGGGGAAGAGAGGAGAAGAAUAUUCCCUACUUCCCAUUCACAGCAGGGGACACAUUUAAGAUGGAACUCUUGUGUGAGCACCAGCAGAUGCGGGUCUUGAUUGAUGGGCGGCAAUUCUGUGAUUUCACUCACCGCAUUCAGACCCUGAGCAUGAUAACAUCUUUACACAUCUCAGGGGAUGUCAUACUUACCAAGGUGGCUUGAAAGAAAGACCCCAAUCUUAUCAGUAGAUUAAGACAGAUGCACUUCUGGUUGGAUAGAAAAGUGAUCUCCCUUCUCUUCUGAGUAUUUCUUGAGAUCUAAAAUGUGGACUUUGAUUUGGUUUUGUUUAGUUUUGUUCACAAAUUCAGAAAAUCUGCUUUUUCUCAUAGAGACUGUAGAGCUGCAGUGGCAGGGCUGGUUCAAACAAAUCUGAGGCCCAAUGCAAAGCCAUUCACUUGACCUCUCAAACUGAAAGGCUUAUGAUUCAGUAUGCAGCCUUCCCUACCCUCAUCAGCUCUAAGCUGUUAUCAGCUGGAGGGGUUCAGUACCCUGAGGGUAGAGGUGGGCAUUAACCAUGUGUCUAAAACUGAAAAGUGUGAUUGUGGCUGGGCUUAAGGUAUAGAGGAUGAUGAUUUUCUGCAACAUAAGUGAGAGAAUCUGAAAUACAUGAACUAGAUUCAUGUUAGAGGGAGAGCAAGCCUAAUACUCAAGGGAGCUCAAGCCAUCACUACACUUCUCUGUCAGCACUAAACCCCUAGUUCUUCACACCAUGAAGUAGUAACUGCUCCACAAGCAUUUCUGUUUCUCCUGGGGCUGCCCCUGUGAUUCCGAAUCCUCUGUAACUGCAAGUUUAGAAGCCUUAGCUGAACUGGUCCUCUGCAAUGUUGCCUGUAGCUAAACCUAUCACCUGUUUUGUUCUGUUCUGUAUGUCCUUUGUUCUUAUAUGCAGCUGAAAAUGCCUACUUACUUGCAAAUCCCUUUAGCUAUUUUGUUAAAUUAAUAUUUGUACCACUUUAAUGUUGUGAUGACUAUUUGCACCUGUAUGUUUUGCAAAGCUUCCAAACAUGUAGCUAUAAUGAAUACAUAUAUAUGCAUUAUAAUCACAAUGGAUUUUGUGCUUUGUGAACUAUGAAAGAACUAUAAUCCCUCCCAGAGACUUUCAAUUGACAUGCCUCUGACUUCUUUUUCUUGUGACUCUCCCUUUUGCUGACAAUGGAACAUAUGCUGAUCUCAGUUAUCAUGGUGCAAAUCUGGAGUAACUCCACUAGCCUGAUCACAUAUGCAGCAGGCAUACUUCAGCAUAUCAAAUUGCUGCUGACAAUGGUUCUGCCUAUGCUCUGGGUUCUCCCUCUGAUGCUGCUUCCCCCCGUCAUCUUUUCCCAAUUCCUCUAGGCAUGCUGAUUAACAUUAACAACCAAAAACAUCUGGCUCUCCCUAUCCCCUACUGUGCAUUGCUGUCCUAAAUUGCAUCUAUAGAAAGUUAAUUUGUCCAAUAAGAAGUGCUUACAAUAUAGGAAGGAGAUGAAAUCCUCUGUAUGAAGGGAGGAUAUUUUCUCAGUAUAUACAUUAAGUGGGUGGACAAAAAGGUGCUAUUCAGGGAAGCAUGAUCUGUUACAUAAAGUACUGGAAUGGGAUUUAAGAAUCAUAGGUUCUGUUUCUCGUAUUGCCAUCAACUUCCUGUGUGAUGUUGGAGGAGAGAUAUAAAACAGAAGGUCAUAGAUUUUUUUUGGAUGCUCUGUAGAGGAUAUGUCUACUGGUGCUCAGAAACCAAGAGGGAUAUUCUAAAUGAGUAAAUGGACUAUCUGGGUAUUUUUUAAAUCAUUCACAUAAAUCACGCGUUUUCAGUCUGUAAGCAAUGGCAUAUUAUCAGUAUGAAAAAGGGGUACUAGCAUGCUCUGAGGGAGAACUAGUCCAAAAGAUCCCUCUCAUUUUCAUUUGAAAAUUUUCCCCAUACAUCAAUAUGCCAGUCUCCCUGCUUUCAGCAAGUCCUUCACAUGAAGGGUCCUGUGAAUCGUGCAUAGGAGAUUAUUCCAUAACAACAAUGUUGAGAAACUAUGGGUGAAGUUUCAGUUUGAACAUGUAGCUUAAGUGAAGUACUGUUAUUUUCCACAUACCCCAAUCUGACCUUUGGGAAAGAUCAUAUGAAAGGAAAAGGCUGUCUCAAGAAAACUAAGCUUUUCCUAGAUUUCCUAGAUUUAAUGAAACAAGAGUCAAGUUUAAUAGAAAAAUAAAGUAAAGUUUAAUGGUUCUAAGUGGAAACAACAUUAACUAGUACAAUAUUAUUAGAGUUAUCAAUCUUAAUGGUGCUGCACAGAAACUGAUUUAGAGUGAAAGCCAGGAGGAAAAGCCCUGCCUUAUCAUAAAUUAGUUCUGAAGUUCUCCCCUCUUUCUUCUAAAAUAUGAAGAACUGGCCACUGUUAAGGAUAUUGAUAUCCAAGGAGAUGGACUAUUGAUCCAACUGGGUAUGACAAUCAAUAUGGUCAUGUGACACUAUGGGAUUUUCCAGCAUAUCUGGAGUCUGCAUAUUGGAUUAGAGCAGGGGUGGGCAAUUAUUUGGGCUG
This is a messenger RNA of Alligator mississippiensis (American alligator), 6464 nucleotides long. Its product is annotated as galectin-related protein. Gene Ontology annotation, molecular function: carbohydrate binding. The coding region runs from base 3691 to 4125 and encodes 144 amino acids. The transcript has 4 exons. Lineage: Eukaryota; Metazoa; Chordata; Crocodylia; Alligatoridae. The record is from RefSeq and is a predicted model, not a curated record.